Molecule: messenger RNA, 534 nt
Organism: Pelagomonas calceolata
Lineage: Eukaryota; Pelagophyceae; Pelagomonadales; Pelagomonadaceae
Source: the annotation of a GenBank genome assembly
AGGAACCGAUACGAGACACGCGGAAGAGGAGUCCUACGCCCCCCGCGACCCACCCGCGGAGCUUUCCAGUUUGCAAAGCUUGGCACUUGGCAUUGUUGGGGGCAGCCGCCGCGCAACCCUGGACACCGCCGGACGGGGGGCAGCCGAAACACGAUGAGCCAGUUCCGGCCCACCUACGACAGGGUCUUCUCCAAGAACAAGCUCCCAGACUACGAGUACAAACCCCCACCACAACAAAUUGGGGUCAUCGAGGGCGCCCUCCUGAAGCGCAAGAGCAAGAAGUGGCCCCUCAAGGACGCGCGCUGGAAGCGCUACUGGGUCGUGGCCGACGGGACGACGCUGCGCUACUUCCGGAACGAGCGGAGUGAUGAUGAUGAAUUACGAAAGCUAAAACCGAGCAAUGGGGCCAUCGCGCGGAAGCGCGUGCCGCUCCAAUUGUGCAGCGUGGCGCGGACGUCGGGCGGCCGGCCGGGCUUCGAAGUGAAAGUGGACGAGGGGAGCGACGCGACGUACACGAUGCAGUUCGCGGCGUCC